UCUGGGGGUGCUUAGCGGUAAAAGCUCAGGAAUUUCUUCUUAAAUCUCGUCGAGUUUAUCCCCAUCAUCGGUCACACAGAAAUCGUUCGGCACUUAUAGUGGAUCCUACCCACAAGCUAGAGUAAGUAGAAGCCAAAGCUCGAGUCGAUCGUGUCCGGAACCCAGUGCACUUCUUCAGGUCGGAGCCGUAGAAGUGCCAGGAAAGUUACGAUUCAUUUCCGAUCAUGUUCGGAGACGAUUCAUUGCAGCAGUCAGAUCAUAGUUCUUACUAGCUACUUGCGGGCAGUCGCUAUCAAAACUGGGCAUUUUGUUGCAAGGAAUAUGCUAAGAUGGAGCAGCAACCGUAUGAUCGUCGCUUGUGUACAGUACUGCAAGGAUUAUCAGCUUUAGCUUGCAAGAAGGGAUGGAUUCGACAAGGUCAGUGCCAGCUGACUGACACUGUGACAGGCAAAAACGCCUUGGGAUGAUAAUCGUCACAGGACGGCUGCGACCUUUUCCUGCUGCUUUGAAAGUGACCGAUCCUAGUGGCCGAUCCGAAAGCUGCUGAUGCUCUUUUCUGGCGAAGGUAAAAUCCCACUGCAUAAAAGCGAUAUUGAUCGCACCAAGUCCUCAGUCAAGUGCGUGCAUGCCAGACCUGCACCAUGCUAAUCACCAAUUUGUAGCGAAUUCGAUUGUCAUGCAAGUACUACGUCCAGUGAUAGUUUGCUUUGAGUCGUGGAAGGCGCACCCUUCGUCGUUGAGAGAGAUGUCCAACUCGCAGAAAGCCAGUGCCGUUCUUGAGAUUAUCGUGAUGCAGCAUAUCUGUGUUAAGAUGUUGUCCCGGCAGUUUACUAUUGCUUCGAUGCUAACCCAAUAAGGCCGCAAUUCUGAAUACAAGUGAUUGUCAGAAGCGCAGAGAAAGAGACAGUAUAUAGGUAUGAACCUGCGCUUCGAAAAGAAUUAACAGAAGAGAAGCUAAUCCACGGUUGCCUGAAAGCUUAUGACUGAAUAGCAAACCUUGCUAAUGAGUGAAGGCAAAUGGUGGAGGCUGAAUGGUGAGACAAGGCACUACAUUCGAGCAAUGCGUCCUCGAUAGCAUUCGUCAUUUGUACACAAUCUUACACUAGCUCCGGUCGAUUCCCAGCCUCUUAACUUCACCUUGCGUUCUCACCUUACUUCGCAAGGAAACGUUGUAGCAGCAAUUGUGAUCAUGGGAGGCACAACGUGUGCAACACAAGUGGCCCCGGCGUCUGGCGCGUGUGUGUCGACCAGCCCGGGGUUCGAAGGGUUCGAGAAGCGCCUGGAGGUCGAGUUCCACGCCGCGCCGGUGUUCAAGGAUCCCAACGGACGCGGGCUGCGGGACCUGACGAGGGCGGAGUUGGACACGAUGCUGCGCGUGGCGGAGUGCACGAUCGUGGCGCAGAUGAGCAAUGCGGAGCUGGACUCGUACGUGCUGUCGGAGUCGAGCCUGUUCGUGUAUCCGCAGUGCAUUAUCAUCAAGACGUGCGGCACCACGAAGCUGCUGUGCGUGGUGCCGGUGCUGCUGGAGGCGGUGGCGCGGCUGGCGAUGAGGGUGAGGCGCGUGAAGUACACGCGCGGGACGUUCACGUUUCCGGCGGCGCAGCCGUAUCCGCACGGGAGCUUUUCGGAGGAGGUGGGGUAUCUGGAGAAGUACUUCGGGGGCGUCGGGGACGGCGGGCGGGCGUACGUGAUGGGGAGCCGGGGCAAGUUCCCGCAUUGGCACAUCUACACGGCGUGCGACGCGAAUGCGGAGGAUGCGAAGGCGGAGGAGGGAGUGUACACGCUGGAGAUGUGCAUGACGAAGCUGGACAAGUACGCGGCGGGGCAGUUCUUCAAGGGGAGCGGGAGGGAGAGCGGGUCGGAGAUGACGCAGGCGGCGCGCAUCCAGAGCUUGCUGCCGGGGUCGCGGAUCUGCGACUUCGCGUUCGACCCGUGCGGGUACUCGAUGAAUGGGAUCGAGGGAGCGGCGCACUCGACGAUCCACGUGACGCCGGAGGAGGGGUUUAGCUACGCGAGCUUCGAGGCGAUGGGGUACAGGGGCGGGGACGUGGACCUGGGGGCGCUGGUGGAGCGGGUGGUGGCGGUGUUCAAGCCCGCGGUGCUGGCGAUGAGCGUGCACGUGAGCGGGUGGGCGCGCGGGCGGGCAGGAUCGGGGUCGGGGUCGUGGGGGGCGUCGGUAUGUCCGCGCGGGUACGUGUGCAACGGGAGCAGCCGGCAGGAGCUGGCGUGCGGGGGCGCGGUGGUGUUCCACACGUUCCAGGACGCGACGAAGCUGGGGCGGGCGACGGCGGUGACGCCGCUGGCUUUGGCGCGCGGGGCGUACAUCAGGAAGCGGGGCUUGAAGAAGAUGUCGAUCAAGGGGAUCAAGUUGAAGAAAGAGACGGGGGCGAGCGCGGUGGCGGUAGGCAUGGUGAGCCACUUCCACUGUUGCAGGCUUGGCGAGGCUUGAUUGUUGCGUGUUGCGUUUCGGGGUGCUGUUAUAACAGUAUGUAAUGAUCGGAUAUUUGUGAAGAAUUUGUUUCACUUGGGAUACUUCAAGUUCACCGUGUUUGGUCAUCAGUUUCGAAAUACCAAACAUCAUUGUACAGUCAUCUAGAUAUUUUGGUAUUUAAAUUCAGGAUCCAGCGGAGAUUGUUGGUGGUUGUGGGUUUGCAGCCUUUUCGGGACAUGGCGUCAUCGUUCUUUAGGAGUACAGAAAGAAUGCUAGCAAUGGUCGACCACUGGUGGAAAUUUAGUCGCUUAAACCCUGUCACAUUCUUUAGAGUUAGGGUAAAUGGACCCAUUACAAUUUACGAAGAUUGCAAGAGGUGGCUGUUCUUAGAAAUCCUAAGCCACAAUUGAUGGAGGGAUCAGAAAUCUGUCUUCAGUUCCUUGCAACGGUACACCUACAUGAACAUUAUUAGAAACAUGUUCUCUACUUGACGAGUUGCUUCUGUUGUGGCCCUGUCAUUUAGAGUGCACUUGUGGGAGAAGUCACAAGUUCACCGUAGUCACCGAGUGGAUUUGCCAGAAAUGCCAGAUGAAAGUGUAAGCAGAUCUAUUCAUUGGCUAAAGUAGUUGAACAAACCUGAAUCGAGGAAGUAGCCUCGAUUAAGCAUUUCUAAUGCAUUGUACAACACUGCGUGUAAACAAGGAUACAUUUCACAACA
Molecule: messenger RNA, 3149 nt
Organism: Physcomitrium patens
Lineage: Eukaryota; Viridiplantae; Streptophyta; Bryopsida; Funariales; Funariaceae
Source: RefSeq, a predicted model, not a curated record